AUGUCAUCUUCCUUGGACGAAGCAAUUCCGAGUCACCAGACCGUCCUUGGAUGUGGUCAACUCUGUUUGGAUUACUUAGUCACAGUGCCGUCUUUCCCAAUUCCCGACCAAAAGAUCCGAGGCACAAGUUUUAAGGUCGACGAAGAUACUAUAUUAUGUUCAAGGAGGUGGAAAUACUGGGAAUGCUUUAACAUGCGUUGCUCGUUUGGGUUUGCCUUCUAG
Microthlaspi erraticum is the source of this 222-nucleotide messenger RNA. The record is from the annotation of a GenBank genome assembly. Lineage: Eukaryota; Viridiplantae; Streptophyta; Magnoliopsida; Brassicales; Brassicaceae.